AUGACAGGAGAAAAAAUACUUCAUUCGCAGUUGUUAACCAACAGCGACAUGUCUAGCGGGAAUGUCCACCAUACGAAACCGAUGAUGUACAACGUAACCCUGCCUUCCUACAACAGCAGUAGUAUAGGUCCAGUCGAUAAUUUGAAAAUAAACGAGAGACCUGGCUCUCAUGAUCAUUCCAUGAGAAGUGAAAUGUCAUCCAAAAACUCCGGAAGCGAUUUUAUGCCACAAUCUAUUUCACGUUCCGAAGGUAGUGUCUACCAGGUCAAGAUAGAUCGUGGUGACUCCCCGAAUACAGAAGGAUUCGACUUUAAAGUUAAUGCAAGAGAUCUGCUGUUACUUCGAAUGUCCUGGGAUAUCCUCCUCAGGGAGUAUUUAACACCUAAAGAAUUAAAAGUUUUUCAAGCACUUCUGUAUUCCAAUAAACAUAUUACUUCAACAGAAAGACCCUAUUUGAAUACUGCUCCUGACGGUAUGAUUUCCAAAACUAUUGACCCUACUGCCAGGCCACGUAAAACAAAACAAAGGGACAAUGAUAACAAGGUUGAUACUGCACUAUUUUGUUCACAGUUUUAUGACAAUUUGAUUGCAAUGGAUCCCUUGUUAGAAGAAUAUUUUCCAUCAUUAAAACAUCAAGCAGUUUCGUUCUGUAAGGUCCUUGAUUCUGCUAUUGACAACCUUGAAAACGUUCAUGUCCUAGAUGAUUAUAUUGUGAAAUUAGGAAAACGCCAUUCCAGAAUUCUCGGCAUCAAAACCGUUGGUUUCGAAGUAAUGGGAAAAGCAUUUAUGACUACAUUGCAGGACAGGUUUGGAUCUUUUCUCACACUGGAACUCAAAAAUCUAUGGGGACAACUUUACUCAUAUUUGGCAAAUUGUAUGAUUACUGCAGGGAAGGACCCAAUGGAAAAGAUUCAACCAGAUUUUUCGUAUAAUGGUGACUCUGUGGUUUUAAAUUUUUCCAUUCCCAAACUUGCGAUGCAUGAUAUAAGUACAGUUAACAAGCUACAAAUGGUGAAAACUAAAAACGCUACUAUACCUCAUAAUAUAACACAAGUACCGACAAAUAAAAUUCCUACAGAAAUACUCUUAGACAAUUCUUCUACUCCAAUAAAAAGCGACCGUGAAUCGACGCCUCCAAUCUCACCAAAGGGCUCUGGAAGUACAAAACCAAGCAUCGGUAGCAGUACCGUCGUGGAAAGUAAUACCAAGAAAAAUAAUUAUGAUGAAAAAAUCCAUUUAUUGCAAAAAACUGCUCAGCAGAAGAACUGCUCGAUUAUGUAA
This is a messenger RNA of Saccharomyces cerevisiae S288C, 1281 nucleotides long. RefSeq lists its product as uncharacterized. The transcript has a single exon. The coding region runs from base 1 to 1281 and encodes 426 amino acids. Gene Ontology annotation, molecular function: oxygen binding; heme binding. The record is from RefSeq and is marked reviewed. Lineage: Eukaryota; Fungi; Ascomycota; Saccharomycetes; Saccharomycetales; Saccharomycetaceae.